Molecule: messenger RNA, 2515 nt
Organism: Paramuricea clavata
Lineage: Eukaryota; Metazoa; Cnidaria; Anthozoa; Malacalcyonacea; Plexauridae
Source: the annotation of a GenBank genome assembly
AUGUUUCUUGAUAAUGCACAUUCUAUGGCUAUGAUAGUACAUAGUAUGCGAGUUAUUAAGGUUGCUGUGGAACAUGUUAACCCUUCGCAAGCUCCAGUAAUCGCUCUCGAUCAGCCCUUGUUUGCCUUAGCCAAGCAGAUACAGUGGAAAAUUCCUGAAUUCGGCGAAGAUAAAUUUGUGGUCAUGAUGGGAGGACUCCAUAUCAAGAUGGCUUCUUUCAAGAUGCUUGGAAAAUUGCUGAGUGGUAGUGGAUGGCCUGAGGUCAUGUGUAAUGCAGGGGUCGCAACACAGGGGAUUGCAGAAUCAUUCUUGUCUGCGAGUCAUGUAACACGCACACGACGAGCACACCAGGUGACAGUGACAAGUCUGUUCAUCCUACUGAAUAAGGCAUACAACCAAUACAAGGCGUCCCUACUAGAGGAAAACGAGCACUUGCAAUACCCCGGCAUUUGCUGAUUGGAAAGAAGAAAGAGCUACCAAGUCACCGCAUUUCCAUUAUAGGGUGUCCGUCCUUGACUUCGAGUUGAUGUGCCUACGCCUCAUGAGAGCUUUCAGAGAGGCAGACUUCCCACUUUAUGUCGAUACCAUCAGGAAGAUUCUGCCCUGGAUGUUUGUCAUGGAUCAUCCCAACUAUUCCAGGUGGCUCUCAGUUCACUAUCGGGAUAUGUGUCUCCUUCUGUGUCGUGCUUUGAAGAAAUGGGUAAUCCCUUUCAAGAUGAAAGUGAAAACUUAAUGGCGAUUUACACAAGGGACAUCAUGGGCGAUGAAGUUGUUAAAACUAUCAGGAACGCAAGCAAGAUUGGAGAAGAGCAGUUCAAGUCGUUUGUUGAAGGACGAUUUAUUGAUGGCAGCAAGCCGGUCACUGACACUCUGAAGAAAAACAACCUUCCGACAUUAAACACUCUGACCAAGAAGGCAGUAUCAAAGGACAAAGCCAAAGUCCAAGUCUUGAGGGAGGAUUGUUCUUUGUUCUCGCGGCUUUACAUAGCGUGCCAAAACCGUGAUGGAAAUUUGGAGGACUUUUUUCACAUAUGAGAAUCAGCCAUGGCCGCCAUCCCUCUCAGAACUUGGUCAACUUCGAGGAGUGAAAGCAGACCUGAUAAAGUGCUUGCCGAACACUACACCACAGAGUCCCACACAGCCAGAAGCAGACAUUGUCAUUCUGGAUGGUGCGGUGAUUGUACAAAUGUUGCAGCCACGGACGGCUCGCACAUUUAUUGAAUAUGCAACGACAGUAUUCGCGCCUUAUGUCUUGAAGCACCUUGAGAUGGCUAGACGAGUCGAUCUUGUGUGGGAUGUCUACCAGGAUGAUUCACUGAAGAAAUCUCUUCGAGAAAAGAGAGGUACUGGGCAACGGCGAAAGGUGCUAGAAUCUACUAGAAUCCCGCACGACUGGAAAAGCUUCUUAAGAGUAAAUGAAAACAAGGAAGAACUGUUCAAGCUUCUUGCGACAAAGGUACAUUAAAAUGAUUUGUUAAAGGUACGUUAAAGUGAUACAUUGAGAUGAUUUGUAAUAUUAUACCUUACAUAUUCAUGUUUUGACUGCAUUUUAGGUUGUUUCACUAGCAGUUCCCGAGGGUAAAGAGAUCUACUCCACUCAUGGUGAAAACGUGCUGUGUUCUUCGAACAGAACAGAUCUAGGUGUUCUCGUGCCAUGCAACCACGAAGAGGCUGAUACCCGCCUUAUGGUUCAUGCUAAUGAUGCAUCUUCGUGUGGAUAUCGAAGGAUAAAGAUAUGAAGAAAGACACUGACAUGGUAGUUCUUGCUGUUUCAAUUGUCAACACCCUUGCCAUCGAUGAGAUGUGGAUAACACACGGAUCCGGAAAGAAUGUCCACAACAUCCCAGUACAUGCUGUCGCAGCAUCCUUAGGUCCAGCUAAAUCCACGGCAAUGCCAUUAUUCCAUGCGCUCACUGGCUGUGAUACAGUGUCGUACUUUCGAGGACGUGGUAAGAAGACUGCGUGGGAUGUGUGGGGCAUUUUUCCUGAGCUGACACCAGUCCUGAGUGCUCUAAAGACAUCACCUGAAGACAUCACUGAAGAAUCCAUGGCUGUGCUAGAAAGGUUUGUUGUGCUUCUAUAUGACCGUACAAGCAGUCUAGCGAAAGUAAAUGAAGCAAGGCAACAGCUUUUCUCAAAGAGAUCACGAGAGCUUGACAGUAUCCCCCCGACACGAGCAGCACUUGAUCAGCAUGUCCGGCGAGCAGUUCUACAAGGAGGACAUGUAUGGGGUCAAUUCCUUCUACGCCAGCAAGUGCUUCCAAGCCCAUCCGCCUGGGGAUGGCAGCUCCAAGGUCGACACUGGUCUCCAUAUUGGACAAUCCCUCUCACAAGCCAAGAACACUUGUUACGAACUCAUCAGUUGUGGAUGUAAAGUUUCAUGUAUCGGCAGGUGUAAGUGUUUGAAGGCAAAUUUGACAUGCACCGGUCUGUGUUACUGUGGUGGCAAUUGCAUUAGGUAGCAAAGAACAUACGUUACGAACACAUUCGUCACAUGACCUUGCCUAUAAUCAUA